Messenger RNA from Synchiropus splendidus (mandarinfish), 15075 nucleotides. RefSeq names its product probable E3 ubiquitin-protein ligase HECTD4. The record is from RefSeq and is a predicted model, not a curated record. Gene Ontology annotation, molecular function: ubiquitin-protein transferase activity. Lineage: Eukaryota; Metazoa; Chordata; Actinopteri; Syngnathiformes; Callionymidae. The coding region runs from base 494 to 13840 and encodes 4448 amino acids. The transcript is spliced from 76 exons.
AACAUGGCUUCGCACUGACAGCUGGGACUGUCGUUAUCUCAAGCAGCUCCUGACACAGCGCCCGGGCUGUCUGUGGAGCUUUCUCCGCCCUCUUGCUCCGUAACCGGGCACAAGACCGGCACGGAACAUUUUCCAAGACAGAGAUUCACCGGGAAAGCUGCGGUAAUAACGGUUUCUGUGUCACGCCCACCCUGCUCGGUAACGACGCCGCUUGAUGAGUUAGCUCCGGUGCAGCUAACCGAGCCAGACAGCCAGCGAUACCGUGCUCGAGUGAAGCGGACCGUUCGCUGUCUGCUCGCCGGCUGACUGCAGUCUGCUGCCUGGAACCGGCGAUAACACCAUAGCCUGCGGUGUCACACAUAUUGUCAUAAAGCAGUAGCAUCGGGAGUUGUUAUUGUAGCUGACUAGCAACCUAGCUGGGGCGUUACUCCCGUUCCUCUCACUGAAUUUUUAAUGUGCGACCCCUUUGGCAUCACUGUCGGAGGAGAGAGCGAUGGGCUCCGGGGCCGUGGAUUCGUCCCAGUGGCUUUCGGUAAAGGAGGAAACCAUUUUCCUCCACGAUGGACUCAUUCGGGUCACAGAUCUGGCCGAACUGCCCAGUGAAAUUGGAGUGUCGGAGCAAGGGGACACCGAGCAGGAGAUUCUAACAUUUGAGACGAAAAACCCAGUGGAGCUAGCGGAGCGUCUGCGCGCUGUUUGUGGAAAUCAGAGCAAUGCAUACGCCCGCCUACUGGAAUAUCGACUGAAUGCGCUUCGUGGCCUUUGGGGGGCACAGCGGCAGCUGGCACUGGAGGACCAGCAGGAUCGAGAAGGAACCGGAGGAGCUGAUGAGGAGACCUUGGCCUUGCUCAAAAGACAAGGUCUGCUUCAGCAACCGGAGCAGGCUCCUUUUACCUCCCGUGUAGGCCUGCUGCUCGUCUUCCCGCUUUUACAGUCUCAGACUCGCAGUGACCCGGCACUCUGUGGAGUUACAGCAGAAGUUCUGCUGGCUUGCCUCCGGGACUGUCAGCCGCUUAGCCUCAGCAAAGAGCCGGCCGAUUGCCUGAAUGGCCUGGAGGGGCUGCUCUGCUCCUGGCUGGAAGAUCAGGAGUCGGUCCAAGCGGAUGGGCGAGCUCCAACGCAGAUUCUCCAUUCGCCCAGACAGAGAGAAAAUGCUGCUGCUGCACUGGUGGCGCUGGCUUGUGCAAGAGGAUCUCUGAAGACCUUUAUCCACACAGUCCAUCUGCUGCAGAAACAGUCUGAUCUGGGACAGCUGCCUGUGUCAGAUGUCUUGUACAGGCUUCUCCUGCUGGAAGGAGGCCCUGGCUCUUCCUCUUGUCUCCUUGGGGGAAAGCACAGUGUUUCUUGGGGGUUUGAGGACAUGCUACCAACUCCUGAUAAUUCUACUGGAGGAGCUGAAAGCAAAGACACUGACCUCGGGCGAUGCCUAGCCACAGACGGACUCUAUCUGUACACAACCAACUCAUCUGGGAGGGGACUCAGCAAACUGGGCUCUGGCUUGCAUGGGACGCUGAGGGGGUUUGUUUACUGUAGAAAUGAAGAGUUGGAGCCUGGCUGGGUGGUCUUCAGCAGUGGUCGCCUGCUCCACCGUCCAUCUUCAUUUGAUGCCAAACCUCAUCAGCUGUGCCAGGUCAUUGACCCCUUUACCCUUCAGGUGUGCCAGAUUGUCCCUAUGCCAUCCCAUCAUUUCCCGGUGGGCAGCAGCAUGACCACGCUGCACCUCUGCUCAGAUGGAACAUACUUGUAUUGGGUCUGGUCUCCAGCCAGUCUCAAUGAAAAAACACAGAAGGGACACUCGGUCUUCAUGGAUGUCUUUCACCUACUGACCCAGACUGGGUUGUGCGUGGCAGACAUCUUGCAGGAGAGGGUUAUUCUUACUCGUAAGGAAGGCGAGUCUUCCAAGUGUUUGAAUGAGCUCCUCUUAAGUCGAAUGUCACGCUUCCGGGCCUCCCAUUCUGCCACACUGGCCGCUCUCACUGGAUCUGCAAUCACAAACACUGUGAAAGAAGAACAGUCUGCAGCGGUUAACACAAGCUGUGGCCUCCCACUGAAGACCCUGAGAAAGACCCCAAUGUAUGUGUGCGGCACUUACCUGGUGAUGCUGGUGUCACCUCCUGGUGUGUCAGGCAGUUCUGCCACACGGUCACUGUUUGGAAGCACAAGCAGCUUGUCCUCUCUCAAAAUUUUAGCCUCCAGUCUGGUGUUCAACCUCGUUGAUGGCCAGUUUAGCAGCCGCGCAGACCUCAUCGAUGCUCCUGGCAGUUCCUUAGGCAGGGGGGCUCAGGUAGCAGGGUUAGGAGCAUGUUAUGAUGCAUUGAACAACUUGAUCUGGACGUGCUCCAGUGACUACAUCGAUCAGUGGUGCAACCCUGGGAAUCAAGCCUUUCAUCACGUGUGCCAUCGGCUUGGAAUGAGCCACAUCAUCAAAGAACCCAAAGAGCAAGCCAUGGCCACCGGCGAGGUGAUCAACCAGCUGCUUCACCAUGUGGGUGCCAUGUGUAUCCACCAGCUGAACCUGCUGGCUGCGAGCAGCAACAGUUUGCCUCUGGGUGCUCUUCUGGGCAAACAACAUCCAAUUGAGGCACGCCACUUCAGUAACAUCUGUGACAUCAUGGAGAAGGCCAUGGUCAACGGAGACACCUGCAUUAUACGCUGUAUUUUAGUCGUGUUUCAGGUUGUGUUUAGGUUUUUCAAUCCUCAGUCUGAGCAGAACAGGGAGAGUGUGCGCAGGUCAGGCCUCUUGCUGUGGCAGCUACUAAUGGCUCCAGUGGAUCAGAUUGGAGCAGAGAUACAGAGAGAGGUGUGCCUCGCUAUCAGCUCUGGUCUGAACACAUUAUAUCAGGGGGAAGCUGAACUCAACAAACUUCUCAAGCUUGUUCUUACUGAAGGUGAAAGGAACAGUGGCCUUUCCCAAUUGCGUGAUGUCAUCCUCACCAACUUGGCCGAUCAACUUCAGAAGAAUAGAUUUGGAAGUGAAGAAGACGACCAUUACAGGCUGAAUGAUGAGCUUCUACACUGCAUCCUGAAGACUGUAGUCAGAGAAUCCUGCCUCCUCAUUACCAAAUGUCAGACUGUAGCCCGGGACGACUUCCAGAAACUACUGUCAACAGUGCCAGUGGUGUCUCCAUGCCUGCGUUACCUCAUGGCUGUUCAAAACCACCUUCUCAGUAACACCAUUCUUGUUCGUCCAGACGACAACGACGAUAGUGACAGCUCCCUCCAAGGGGAAACAAUGAAGGUACAGGAGCUGCAGACAAGCAUCCUGUCUCUAGCAACCAAGAUUCUGGUUGGAUGUGAUGAGGUUCUGGAGACGCUGCAGCAAGUGACAACGGCCCUCAUUAACAGUGACAUCUCCGACAGAGAGAACAGGUUGAAAGGCCUGGAACAAAUAACCAAAGCCACAAUGCUGGGACACUUGUUGCCAGUGUUGCUCACCUCACUGAUGCACCCCAAUCUGCAGACCCUGACUCUUGCUGAUGCUCUCAUGCCUCAGUUGGUUCAGCUGGUCCUCUACACCAGCCAGACUGCCCUGCUACUGAAGACUCAGUCUCCACUCUUCACUGAGGAACAUGCGAGCAGUGGCGCUUCAAAUCAAGGGGGAAAGUUGUGUGCUUCUGAUGACAAAAUCUUGGAUGAACGAGAGGAGCCUGGAUUCCUGACGGGCCUGAAGAUUCCUGCCCCAUGGGCUGCUGGGAAAACUGUUGAGACGGUGCAUCCUGUUCGAGACAAUUACAAAUUUAAAGAAACGGUGCACAUUCCCGGAGCCCGGUGUUUGUAUCUGCGGUUUGAUUCCCGCUGUUCGUCACAGUAUGACUAUGACAAGUUGGUCAUCUAUGCUGGCCCCAACACCAACAGUCGAAAAGUGACUGAGUAUGGGGGCAACACACUCGGGUACGGCAGUCGCAGUGUGUUGGGGACUGGAUGGCCCAAAGACCUUGUUAAGGUUGAAGGAGACACCGUGACUUUUUCUUUUGAAAUGAGAAGUGGACGAGAACACAACACCCCUGACAAAGCCAUGUGGGGGUUCUCUUGCACAGUCAGGGCUCAGGAGUCAUCUGAGGAUGUUUCCGGGGGUCUUCCCUUUCUGGCUGACCUCGCGCUUGGUCUGUCUGUGCUGGCUUGCUCCAUGCUGCGUAUUCUUUACAACGGGCCCGAGGUAGCGAGAGAAGAGGAAGCCUGCCAUGAUCUGCUCUGCUCAAAGCUUCUGCAAAGGUGUCAGUGGCAGGUGGAAGCCAACGGUGCCAUCUCUCCUGCUCUCACACCCAGCCCGUCACCUCUUCCCCUGACCAUCGAUGAGGAUCGAGAGUUCACAUACCCCUCUGAUGUCCUGAUCCCACCCCCGGGCUUCAUGCCAGGAACCUACUUUGACUUGCCCCGGAUUCGUCUUCCACCUGGAAUCAUGGGACGACUACGCGAGGUUUCAGGCAGAGCUCGGCCACAGUUCCGUCCCAGUAUAAAAGAGAUGAUAAGGCCGGACGUCAUGGAGGAAGUGAUAGUCUCAUGCGUCAUUAAACAUCUCAGCUUGGUGGACGCUCUUCAGUCGCUUGUCAACUACCAAUAUCGAGAGGAUCACGCUGAGGAGUAUGAUCUUGUCUGUAAGAUCAUGGCUGAGACUUUCAAAAAGAUUAAUGCAAUGCAACGCCAGCUACAGAGUGUAGCUGAGCUGGAACAGAAGUGGCAGAAUGAAGUGGAGGAAGCCCAGCAGGGCAAGCUGGACAACAACACGCCCUUCUUCCAUGACUACCACUUCUUUGAGAAUAAAAUUAAGGAGCUGGAGCUGCUCUGUUCAUUAAAGGAGGUUCCUCUUGAUUUCAACGAUUUAGAGAACGUAGUCCUUGGCUUGAGGGAAAGGUUUUUUCACGAAGUGAACACAUUGCACCUCAGAAGUGCAGCGCCGCUGGCUAAAACAAAGGCGCUGGUCAAGAGUUUGAUGAACCGCACUGAGCUGCUGCUUCAUGUGACCAUCGCUCCACAUUGCAGAAGUCUGACUGCCACACCCGCAGGAACACCGGGACCAGCUUCUAAGUCUGUAUCAGAUUCCAAAACGACAAUCCCUUCGGUGAAACAGCCAGCUUUCCUGCGCAGCAUGUCAGCGCCCUCUGACUUGGAAAUGAUCGCCAACCAAGACUUGGAGUUUACGCAUGCCCCUCAAAGCAGGAGGCGACACCAUCCCACCAGUCACCGCAGCAGCUCCUUUUCCCUCCUGCAAUCUUUGGCUGUGGAGGACAGCCGCGACAAGCCGACCUACAGCGUGCUGCUGGGACAACUCUUCGCCUUUAUCGGCACCACACCUGAUCAGGCUGUUUCCAGCAGCAGUUUCCUCUCUGCUGCACAGACACGAUGGAGACGUGGCAGCACAAGGAAGCAGGCCCUUGUUCACAUGAGGGAGUUGCUCACUGCUGCUGUCAGAGUGGGCGGGGUCACACACCUGGUGGGACCAGUCACUAUGGUGCUACAAGGAGGCCCGAGAAUUGAAGAACUGACCUGUGGUGGGAUGGUUGAGCAGGUCCAAGAGGCCUUCGGUGAGACAAUGACUUCUGUGGUGUCUCUUUGCGCACGCUACCCAAUAGCUUGUGCCAACAGUAUUGGGUUGUUAUGCACAAUCCCCUACACCAGGAGUGAAGAGCAGUGUCUCGUUCGAAGUGGACUGGUCCAGCUCAUGGAUAGUCUCUGUAGCUUGAGUGGCCAGAGAGAGUGCAGCUCUAAUGAGAAGCAGACGAAAAAGCAAAAGGUGGCAACAAUGGCCUGGGCAGCAUUUCAGGUGCUGGCCAACCGAUGUAUUGAGUGGGAGAAGGUCGAAGGUGGGUCUACGGAUGCAGUGCAUUCUGGUUUAGCACGACAGGUGUCCAGUCUGCUGACCAAUCAUCUUGCCAGAGCAACAGAGUGUUGUGGAAAUCAGGCAGCUGGAAAUGAUGCCUUACAAGAUGUGCUCAGUCUGCUAAAUGACCUUUCCAGGAGUCACAUCGGAAAAGCGAUCCUGAGCCAGCCGGCUUGUGUUUCCAAGCUCUUAUCUCUGCUGCUCGACCAGAGACCUUCGCCUAAGCUUGUUCUCAUCAUCCUCCAGCUCUGCAGAGCAGCCCUGCCUCUCAUGAGCGUGGAGGAUUGCGGCAAUGUGGCUCUGCCCUCGUGGAGCUACUCCAUGAACACGCUAGAUUCUGACCAGCAAGAUUCUAAUGACCCUGCCUCACGCAUUGCUGCCUUGUUGCUCGCCAAGCUGGCUGACUAUGUGGUUCCAGGUUGCCAGACUUUGCUAUCUCCCAGUUCCUCUGAACCAGACACCAGUCUUUCCAGAGCCAGUUCCAAAGGAGCCUUAAAGUCUGAUGAUGUUGGGGAGGAGGGAGAAGCAGUGGAUGGGAAGCUUUCAAUCUUUAUCCACAAGCGGGAAGAUCAGUCUCCUCAUGAGGUCCUUCAGCCGCUACUCAGCAGCUCAGAAGGAAGGCCCUUCCGUCUUGGCACCGGUGCGAACAUGGAAAAGGUUGUCAAAAUGGACCGAGACAUGACCAAAAAUGGAUGUUGCGAAGUGGUGACGGAAGAAGCUGCUGCGGCCCUGAGAAAAGCCAACAAAUGGGCUCAAUCUGGCCUGAUUGUAAGCGUUGGUCCACCCGUGGAGACCGUGACCCAGGAGUCUGCUGGAGGGGUCACCACCGGAGACAAGAAGAAAACCGCCCAAAGUGCUGUCUGCCGGGACAGGAACGCUGAGCUAGCCAGGUCGGAUCCUGUUAGACCGUUCAUCAGUGGCCAUGUUGCCAACAGUAUGGCUGCUGAGGUCAUUGCUCUGCUGCACAGCCUGCUCACCGCUCCUGAGUCCAACACUGCUCAGAUUUGGACCAGCACAGCUGAAAAGGUUCUGUCCCGUGCACUGAUGUUCAUCCCACAACUGGGCAAAUACGCUGAAACUAUCUUGGAGACAGGUAGCAGCAGUGGCAAGAAGCUGGCAAAGCUUCAGGCUAUUGGCAGACAGGCAGUUGCUGCUCUGUGCGCCCUCGGAGGCUUUAAAGAAACAAUUAAGAUCGGCUCGGAGGUCCAGGUUAUGGGCAAAGGAGUGUUGGGCAGUGUGGGAAUAGUCAUGUCCAUCAACGAACAAGAGGGAAUAGCAACUGUGAAAUUUCCCUCCUGUGAGUACAGGAGAGCGUGCAAAGCAUCGGAUAUCCUGACGGUACCGAUAUCACGUCUGUGCACACCUAGAUCUGAGGCGCUCCCCUUGUACAAGCUUUCCAUCACGGAAAAAGUUGUUCAAGCUGUACAGUCCAUGCUUUUGCCACAAGAGGGCAGUCUCUCGAUUCACACUUCCUUACCAGCUACUGGGGAUGGGUCCAGCCCAGUGAUGGCAGCGGUUCGCCUACUGGCUGAAAUCAGAACCAGGGCAUGUCUGGUGAUGGCUCAGCUGCUGGAGGACAGCUCCUUCUGUGAAGAGUUCAUCCAGCAGUGUCCUGCUGCUGUUGAAGUACUCAACCUAGUCGCUCAAGAAUGUAGCCCUGGUGAGCGUCUCGGGAUGGUCGAAUCUCAAUGUGAAAGAGUGCGGAUGUUGUACCGCGACUGCGCUCGACCGCCACCUCCACCCUUGCAGACAGAUCGUCGGCAGCCAAAAGAAAUCACCUGGUCUCCAUCCCGAGUCUUCCCACCAGUUCGUGCCUGCAUGUUCUCAUCUCGUUUGACCUCUGUUACGUUCUUGGCUGACCCCAGCGCUGGAGGUGGUCUGCCCAGAGGGACCUUCAUCUAUGCUACCUCAUCUGUCCCUGUUCAGGCUCCCUCCUUUUAUUGGGAAAUAGAGGUUGUCUCUUAUGGAGACUCUGAGGAGGACAGUGGCCCCAUUGUGUCCUUUGGUUUCGCCACAGAAGCAGAAAAAAGAGAUGGCGCAUGGACAAACCCUGUUGGCACCUGUUUAUUUCACAAUAACGGUCGGGCCGUUCACUACAAUGGCUCCAGUCUCCUCCAGUGGAAAAGUGUCAGACUGGAUGUGGCACUACUUCCUGGUGACGUGGCGGGAAUUGGCUGGGAGCGUUCUGAAGGCACACCUCCUCCACCUGGACAGGCCCCGAAGGGAAAGGUUUAUUUCACUUACUGCGGUCAGCGACUCGGGCCCACGCUGGAUGAUGUUGCCGGUGGAAUGUGGCCUCUGGUCCAUAUUCAGAAGAAGAACUCAAAGAUCCGUGCCAACUUUGGAAGUCGGCCGUUUGCGUAUGCAGAAGGACAGGCCCACAGAAAUGCUGCGGAUCUUUGUGUGGACCUGGCAGAGGAAAUAAGCGCUAAUUUUGAAGUGCUUCCAUUCGCUAUGGCUUCGGACAGUGAUAACGAUGCCGGGGCAAGUGUCACCUCAGACUCAGGAUCACACGGACCCCCAUGUCGGAUCGCCGCAGUGGCAGUCUCCCAGCAACAGUACAACAGCGACCUUUCAUGCCAUUACAAGGUCGAGCUGAGCUACGACAACUUGGUCACCUCUGGACCCGACCCGCAUCCUCCCCCGAUCGCUGACGAUGAAAGUGACGACGAGGAUGACGACGAUGUCCCAAGAGAAGACCACUAUGCUUUGCUGGUGAAAGCCUGGGAGACCAAAGUGUUCCCCACCAUUCGUCGGAGGUUCCGUAAUGAAGCUGAGAGAAAGUCUGGCCUGGACCAAAUCAAAGGCGCCCUGCAGCUUGGUAUGGUCGACAUUGCACGGCAAACUGUGGAGUUCCUGUACGAGGAGAAUGGUGGAAUUCCUCGUGAUCUCUAUCUCCCGACCAUUGAAGACAUCAAGGACGAGGCAAACAAGUUCACUAUUGAUAAAGUCCGCAAAGGCCUGACUGUGGUCAUCCGCUGCCCUGACAGCAACAAUACAUCGAGCACAACAGGAGGAACAGCGCUUCCCAAGUUCGCAAUCCGGGGCAUGUUGAAGACCUUUGGAUUGCAUGGAGUCGUUCUGGAUGUGGACUCUGUGAACGAACUGGUACAGGUGGAAACGUACCUGCGCAGUGAAGGUGUCCUGGUUAGGUAUUGGUAUCCGAUUGAAAUGCUGGAGCGCCCUCCUGCUGGCUCCCGACGUACAGCAGCGAAUGGCCUUGUCUCUCUGGACAGCAGCAACAUUCAGAUUCACAGAGAGCUGCUUCGCUGCGAAAGUGCUUUGGCUCGGCUCUAUUGCCGAAUGGCUUUGCUCAACAUCUUCGCCCCGAAAAAUCCACACACUUUCACUCGCCUCUUCCACAUACCUGCCAUCCGUGACAUCACUUUGGAACAUCUUCAGCUGCUCUCCAAUCAACUGCUGGCUCCACCCCUCCCAGAUGGAACUAUUAGUUCCAGUUCCAUCCUCUUGGCCCAGUCUCUGCUCCACAACCUCCAGGGCCAGAGCUGCUCUCCAACUGAUCUCUUCUAUCAGGGCAACACUCAGCCCAUCAGGGAGUGGCUGACAGUGGCCAUCACUAGAGCUCUGCACCAGGGGGAAGAAAGUCUUCUGGAGCUCACCAAGCAGAUCUGCUGCUUCCUUCAGAAUGCACCAGAGCAGUUUACAUCUGAAGAGUUUCCGGUGACUGAAUCCAAAGUGAGCAUGGACGUCAGCUUUCCUGGUGCUGCGUUCGUAAUCGUGUCCUGCAAAGAGAGCCAGCUGGGAUGUCGCAAAGACUCCAGCCUGUACAAGGCACCGUGGGCUCGAGUCAUGGUGUAUGGCUUGGGUCAUAAAGUACGGCGGAAUGGUCAGCUCAAUCUGAUGGAGGCUGUUUGUUACCCUCUGGAUGCAUCUCCGACAAACACCGGCCUCACGCCUCCUCCCACCACCAACCAAUACCCCUCAGUUAUCAUCCCUACGGACAAGGUGCACAUCAAGCUAGGUGUGUCGCCACCUCCUGGUGCUGUUGUGGUACUGCACUCACUGCCGCUGGAGUUCCCUCUGGCCAUGGCCUUCGCUGAGCAGCUGUUGACGUGGAAGUUGGGAGAAAACGGCGAGCGAUCUGAGGAUGAGCUGGACACUGUUCCACCUUCUGUUCUGCUGCAGGUGGUAGAACUGCUGGGUGGUUUACUUUGGACCACUGAUCUGGCUCCAUCCAUCAAAGAACUCAUCUUUCAUCUGUUGGCUGAACUCCUGCGAAAGAUCCACCACUUGGAGCAGCGCAAAAGUCCAGCUGGCCUGUCGAGCUCUAUCGCUUUACUUCUUAACCCGUGCCUGGCAGUCCUCAUGGCUCUGCAGACCGAACUCCGAAAGCUUUAUGACCGGGAGACGCAGGGCUGGACCUCAGGAGCCGCAGGAUCUGGAGGGUCUUCAUCUGGAAACCUGGCUUUGGCUCUGGGAACGGAACAGAGCCGCUUCUCCACUUAUUUUCAUGCCCUGAUGGAGGUGUGUCUGGCUGUGACCGAGGUGACCCUUCCCCUGAAUGUUGGAGGAUCGCCAGUCGGAGCUUUGACCUCCACCAGUGCUCCAAAUCUCAGCGACUCUUCCUCAUCGUCUUCCUCGUCCCCGGGUCAGACCCCUCAGAGCCCCAGCUUGCUCUCUAAGAGGAAGAAGGUGAAGAUGAAGCGUGAGCGGGCGGCCGCAGCCGUGGCAGCUGCUGUCUCUGGGAAGAGAGGGAGUGGCGGGGCACGGCUGUCUGAGAGUGACAGCGCCCUGCUCAACAUGGCUGGGAGUAAACCUGAAGACAUGCUGUGGUUUCACCGCUGCCUCACGCUCCUGAUGAUCCUCAGACAUCUGGCUAACAAGGACCCACAUGGGUUGAGUGUCACCAGUGAUGCCGUGACUGAUGCCUGCCAAGCCCUCGUGGGUCCGACCGCCCACAGUCGCCUUCUGGUGCUCUCAGGUAUCCCCACGCACCUGGAGGAGGCGGUUGUGAGAAAUGCCAUCCGGAGGGCGUGCAAUGCACACGGAGGGCUCUUCAAGGACGAAAUAUUCAUCCCUCUGCAAGAAGAGGACCCAAAGAAAGCCAAAGCUGGAGUCGUUUCCAGUCCUCAGGAUGGCAAAGUUGACUCAGAGCAACGACCAUUCCCCAACACCGGAGGUCCUGAGAGCCCAGACAGCUCCAGCAGUGUCACCCCAGCGAUGAGUGUGAGCGCUUCGGCCUCCACCAGCCAGACCUCCAUCUGCAGCUCCUCUCAGGGAGUCUCCCGGACUGCCAGUGAACUUUCUGUGGAUCAAGAGAUGCUGUCUGUUCCAGCAGUCACCCCAGCAGCUGCAACCGCUUCUGCUGGUGCUCAACCGGGCACCCAAGACCCCCAGACUGUUUCCAGCCAGGAGAGUUUAGACACGUCUUUGUGCAGCACCGGCAGCCUGGGCAGUCUGGGGAGCCUAGGGGAGCCUUUGGACAGUGCAGAGACGCCCUCUCUGUCAGAUGGAGGUUCAAUGCACACGGUUACCUCACAGGAAAGCAACGUGGUCGCAGCCCGACCCAUCAAAGGCUACGCUGUCAUCGAGGUUCGUUCUCGAGCCAAGGUGGAAAAAAUCCGCGCCAGUCUUUUCAACAGCAGUGACUUGAUCGGAUUGUCCAGUCUGGAAGGUGAAGAGGAGCUGAUGGAGCUGAGCAACGAGGAGAUCCUCACCGCCUCCAGCGUCAACCAAAGUCUGUUCGACACCCAGGGAAGCUCGGCGCUGGAGGACUACUUCCUGGACAAGUCGCUUCGAGGUGACAAGCUCGUCCCUGGAGCCAGAGAUGUGCUGACGGACAUCUUUAAGAGCUGCGUGCACUCGGAGCAGAUGCUCAGCCUCACUCCCACCAAGCCGGUCAAAGUGUCUGACAUUUACCUCAGCAAAGAGCAGAUCAACGCCCAGACGCCUGGAAACCUGCUGCACACGUUCUUCACCAACGUCAGACCACCCAAGAAGGUUCUGGAGGACCAACUCACUCAGAUUCUGAGGAAGUAUGGCACUCCUAAGCCCAAUAAAAACAAAUAUAGCAAGGCAGGAAAGGAGCAGCACCAGGGCAAAGUGGUAAGCACGAAAAGACCAAUAACCAAGCCUCCCACCAAAGAAAAAUCUGUUCUCAACAGUGUCAGGACGGCGCUAAGUGAGAAGAAGGCAGUCCUGAAACCAAAAUCUCCUGAAAAAUCAAGACCGGAGGAGAAGGAUGUCGAGAAAUCUCCUGCAAAAAAAACGGAUGUUCCAGAAGAGAAGUUCCUGACUCUGGAGGGCUUUCAAAAGUUUGCAGUGGACCGUGCCAAACAGGACAUUCGCAGCGUCUGGAGGGCCAUUUUGGCAUGCGGUUAUGACCUCCACUUUGACAGGUGCACGUGCAUUGACACGCGUCACGCCCAAAAGGCCUGCAGAAAGUGGACCUUGGAGAUGGAUGUGGCGCUGGUCCAGUACAUCAACCGACUGUGUCGUCACCUGGCGAUAACACCUGCCCGACUGCACCCUCAUGAGGUCUACCUGGACACCAGCGACAUCGCUGACCCACGAGUAACAUGCCUGCUCAGUGUUCCAGUGGAGAGUUUGCGCCUGCGCUUCGCCUUGCUGCAGUCUCUCAACAACACUCUGGAGAGCUUCUUCCUGCUGCUGGUGGAGCAGCGACAAACGCACACCUAUGAGAACAGCAUAGCAGCGCUAAUAAGUGAAGCCAAAGGUCUCAUUUUCUACGACACCAAAGUAACGGUGAUGAACCGGGUGCUGAACACGACUGUGCAGCGAACGGCCGACCACGCUGCGCCGGAGAUCACGCUGGACCCGCUGGAGAUCGUUGGAGGUGAAAUCAGGUCGUCGGAAAACACAUACUUCUGUCAGGCGGCUCGGCAGCUGGCCUGCAUCCCGUCCUCGCAGCUGUGUGUCAAACUGGCCAGCGGAGGCGACCCGACCUACGCCUUCAACAUCCGCUUCACUGGAGAGGAAGUUCAUGGCACAAGUGGCUCCUUCAGACACUUCCUGUGGCAGGUGUGCAAGGAGUUGCAGAGCUCAGCUCUCUCACUGCUGCUGCCCUGCCCGAGCUCUGCGGCCAAUCGCAACAAGGGGAAGUACACCCUGACUCCCUGUCCAAUCAGCUACGCCGAAGAGCAGCUGCUGCACUUCUUCGGUCAACUCCUGGGCAUCGCCAUCCGUGCCGACGUGCCACUUCCUCUGGACCUCCUCGGUUGCUUCUGGAAAGGUCUGGUGGAUGAGUCGCUGGACCCGGAGCAGGACCUUCAAGAGGCCGACGUUCUUACCUACAAUUACGUCAAAAAGUUUGAAAAUGUGACCGAUGAGUCGGAGCUGGAGGCUCUGUGUGCCGAGAUCUCCUCUCAGCAUCAUUCAGGGGAAAGUCCGGAAUCUCCCAGUCGACCGUGCUGCACCUUCACCUACGUCACCAUGACGGGGGAAGAGGUGGAGCUCUGCCAGGGAGGGCGCAGUCUCACCGUCAGCUGGGAGAACAAGGAGGUGUACGCCAGGGCGGUGCGGAGCCUGCGCCUGCGGGAGCUGCAGAACGUGGAGUGCAUGACGGCGGUGCGAGCAGGGCUGGGCUCCAUCAUCCCGCUGCAGCUGCUCACCAUGCUGAGCCCCGUGGAGAUGGAGUUGCGCACCUGUGGGCUGCCGUUCAUCAACCUGGAGUUCCUCAAGGCUCACACCAUGUACCAAGUGGGUCUGAUGGAGACGGACCAGCACAUCGAGUUCUUCUGGACGGCACUCGAGAUGUUCACUCAGGAAGAGCUCUGCAAGUUCAUCAAGUUCGCUUGCAACCAGGAGCGCAUCCCCUUCACCUGCCCCUGCAAAGACGGCGGGCCGGACACGGCGCACGUUCCCCCGUACCCGAUGAAGAUAGCGCCCCCUGACGGAGCUGCAGGCCAACCAGACUCCCGCUACAUCCGUGUGGAGACCUGCAUGUUCAUGGUGAAGCUGCCCCAGUACACUUCUCUGGACGUGAUGCUGGACAAACUACGCUACGCCAUCCACUACCGCGAAGACCCGCUGAGCGGUUGAACCAGAGUCAGUCUGAGAUCCGGACUUCCCACGGCCUUUACUUUGUCUUGAUUUGCAUGUUUCCACAUGAGCCCUUCCUUAAUAGUUUGCACAAACUUCCUUUUUUUUGAUGAUUCUGCUUUUUCUUUCAGGAAAUUUAGGGAUAAUUAGUAUUUAUUUAUCUCAUUUGAGAUGGAGCUCUAUUCCUUUUUGAAUCUAGAGUCCGAUUCGGCCAGAACGUUUAUACUUGCACUAGCUUUUUGAAGUUUUUACGUCUGAGUUGACUCUGCUGUGAAGGAUUCUACUCUUUAACACUCUGAACUUUGCUGCGAGGCCUCAGUGUGGAGGCUCGAACCAGGAGGUACGACGACUUUCUCAUGCAGUUUCUACAUCACGUGGGUUCGGCUCCCCUCUGGGCCGACGCCAACUGCAGUGGAACUCAACAUUUACCUGAAAAGAGGCAGUGAAAUAUAGUAUGAAUCGUGUCUCCUGCCGUCUUUGGAGCAGUGUGGAUGAUGAUGAUGAUCAGACAGUUUCUGCUGACUCGGGUGUGAAUUCCAGGUUUGUGAAACCUGCGUCGCCUCGUGUGACGAGACGACGUCUGAGCUGCUCGUGUGCUUCUGCUACUGAAUGUGUAACAAAUCUCCCCGAACCUACACACCCCGGGGGAGGGGCAGCGGAUUCUCCUCAGUUCUGCCUUUUCUGUUAAAACUUUUAUGUUGCUGUAAAAAUGAUUAAAUAGAAAAGAAAAUGUAAAUACAUUAUGUUUGCAGUUUUUAUGAAAGCCCUGUUGCUGUUUUACUUUCUAGUUUGUGCAACUCUUUAAAGAAAAGAAAGAUUUCUUUUUUUUUUUUAAUUGAGUUUAAGUUGCACUUGAACAAAGAGAGCUGAUAUUUCACGCUUGUUUAGAUUGUUUGCUCGUGACUUCCUUUGAUUUGGCUCUUUUAAUGGGGGACAAACCGCUGCUAAGAGGGAGGCUCUGCGUUCUCCUCCCUCCUCUGGGAGACCCGGACGUCGUCCCAAAGAAAAGACAAGAAAAAAAGGAAAAAGAAAGGACGCGUCCAAUAUAGAGAGGUGUUGCUAUACAGUUAUGUGCUGUACAUUUACUUGAUAUUUAUUACAAUUAUUUAUGGUUGCAUUAACUUAACUUUUAUUGUCUUACCUCUGCACAUCAGAAACGUACCAUAUCUGAGAUGGACUGAAGAGAUGUAAAGAAUCGGACAAGGUUUGAGGUUUCAGUGUCCCAAUAAAGAAAU